UUAAACGUCACAUGCGGAAGUAUCAACAUGGAGAACGUCAGAGAAGCUUCCACGAAUCCACUUUUGAAAGACGGGUGCUACACGGAUUUCCUGGCAGAUGGCUUUGAUGUGAAGACCUACACUGCUGAGGCUAUUCACCAUGCUGUCAUAGCUGAGCAACUGGCCAAGCUGGCACAGGGCAUCAGUCAGCUGGACAAGGAGCUGCACAGCCAGGUUGUGGCCAGACAUGAAGACUUACUGUCUCAGGCGACGGGGAUAGAGUCCCUUGAAGGGGUCCUUCAGAUGAUGCAGACACGGAUCAGUGCUCUGCAGGCAGCUGUUGACAGGAUUAGGACGAAGAUCGUUGACCCGUACAACAAGAUUGUGGCCAGAAUCACCCAGCUGGCCCGACUGCAGAUGGCCUGUGACCUGCUGAGAAGGAUCAUUCGUAUCUUGUACCUGAGCAAGAGGCUCCAGGGUCAGCUCCAGGGGGGCAGCAGGGAGAUCACCAAGGCCGCUCAGAGCCUCAAUGAACUAGACUAUCUGUCACAAGGUGUGGAUCUGAGCGGCAUUGAGGUGAUUGAGAAUGACUUGCUGCUGAUCAGCAGAGCCAGGCUGGAGGUGGAGAACCAGGCAAAGAGACUGCUGGAGCAGGGCAUGGAGAUCCAGAAUCCAACCCAGGUUGGCACGGCCCUGCAGGUCUUCUACAACCUGGGCAGUCUAAGAGCGACCAUCAGUUCUGUAGUGGGGGGUUACAGGACCACCAUACACGACAACAUCACUGAUGCUUUGGACAUCAAGGGCCUGACGCAGCCAACCAACCCUAGAGGUGCACCAGGCAGAGCAGUGCUGCCGACACCAGGCAACACAGCAGCUUUCCGUGCUGCUCUGUGGACCAGCCUGGAGAAACUGAUGGACCAGAUAUGUGCUGCGUGCAGACAGGUGCAACAUCUGCAGAAGGUCCUGAUGAAGAAGAGAGACCCUGUAACUCAUGUGUGCUUCAUCGAUGAGAUCAUCAAGGAUGGACAGCCGGACAUCCUCUACACCUUCUGGAACGAUGUAACCAACACACUCAGUGAGGAGUUUCAAAGAGCAACUGAAGGUAAGAACGCUCCGUCUCCUUCUCCUGAAUCCCUUUAAGAGGAUGCUGACAGUUUAUAUAUCCAAGCUGCUAGUCCAGAGGGAAGGGGAAUUACAUCUUUAAGGUGAGUCUCAGACAGACAGUAGAUAGCUGCUCUACAACCACCAGCACACACAACUAGUGGAAGGUCUCGUUUAGUGAGCCUUAAUCAUCGGGCCGUAGUCAGAGAACAGCAGGAAAUCAAUGUGGCUGCAAGUAAUAAAAGACCUGUUGUUCAUGGAGCUAUCGCCGCACACAGGACUCUCAUUCAACCAGUGUUGCUUGUACAACCUUAGUUUCUAUUAAGUCACUGCAUCAACACGCCAUGGUAAUUCUAACUGGGACAAAAAUAUAACAAAAUGGGUCAGAAGUGGUGACACAUCAAAUUAUUUUCGUAAAAAUGAUGCAGUAGCAGAGGAUCAAGACCAGCUGCUGCCUGGAACACAGGAAUGCUAAUGACAGCCCACAAUAUGCUGCUGAUGUUACAGGCUGUCAGUGAUGAUGCAGUGACUGUUGGACCCUUUGUAGUGAUGGAGCCCUUGUGAUGAGCUUUAAUGCCAUAACCCUCCGAACCCCAGAACCCGCCGGCGGGAUAGAAAAGCGUUUUUUCUUUAAACAAUCACCAAAACUACAACGUUCAUCACAGCCAGACGUUGUAAAUACCGUCUUUAGCGUCAGAUUUUCAUCUUGCCGACGGUCACUGAACAAAUCAUGUGUGACGACCGAUUCCGUCAGAGGAAGCAGCUGAAAUGGUGAUAUUUCAUCAAAAACAUUUUAUUAUAUACUGUAUGUCUUAUUUAAAAUGUCCCCCUUAUAAACCCUUUACCCGAACCAGAGCCUGUAGAAAACAUUCAAUUCUGAGCUCCUCAGCGCAACCAGGAAGCAGUCCAGUGACAACAAUUCAGUGAAUCUUCGACAGCACUGCAAGCUGCUGAACACAGAGCAGAGGCCGUAAGUAGAGGUGGUAAAGAUGUGAAUAGCUCAAUGUAUACAGUGGGUACGGAAAGUAUUCAGACCCCUUUAAAUUUUUCACUCUUUGUUUCAUUGC
Anarrhichthys ocellatus (wolf-eel) is the source of this 2147-nucleotide messenger RNA. It is a transcript of the gene cog5, whose product is annotated as component of oligomeric golgi complex 5. The transcript is spliced from 11 exons. Lineage: Eukaryota; Metazoa; Chordata; Actinopteri; Perciformes; Anarhichadidae. Gene Ontology annotation, cellular component: COG complex. The coding region runs from base 28 to 1119 and encodes 363 amino acids. The record is from RefSeq and is a predicted model, not a curated record. Gene Ontology annotation, biological process: intra-Golgi vesicle-mediated transport.